Molecule: messenger RNA, 804 nt
Organism: Durusdinium trenchii
Lineage: Eukaryota; Dinophyceae; Suessiales; Symbiodiniaceae
Source: the annotation of a GenBank genome assembly
AUGGCAGUCUUGGAGAGUCUGACGACCUUUGUUUCGCUGUUCCUGCUGAUGUCGCCCAUGGUGCAGAUCCAGAAAGUGAGACAAAGUCAAGGCCAGUCGCUUGUGGAGGUGAAUCCUUGGAAUCUCCUUGCCAUGUCUUCCAACAGUGCUCUAUGGCUUUGCUACGGACUUUUCUUGCCUCUUCCACCUGCGGUGCUUUGCAAUGUCUUUGGACUGUCGGCUUGUUGCUACUAUUUGUCUAUUUGCUGGUACUAUGCCGGAGGAGAAGUAUCCCACUCGAUGUCCAACUGGGGCGCGGCAGCUCGCAGAGGCACUCUCGGGACAGUUCUUUUCUCCUUGUCCUGCUUUCUCUAUGCAGCCUCUUCGCAUGAACAUGCGCAGAAGAUUGGCUAUUUAGCGAUGGUCGUGAAUGUCCUCAUGUAUGGAGCUCCGCUCUCAGUGAUCAAGCAGGUGGUCAUGGAGCGAAGCUCAAGGAAACUGCCUCCCUUGCAAUGCGUGUUAUGCUUCUUUUGUAGCCUUUUGUGGCUUGGCAUUGGCCUAGAACACCGCGACGUGCCCAUUAUUUUGCCCAACCUUUGUGGUCUUCCAUUGGCGGCGCUUCAAUUGGCGCUAAUCUGGCGAUACCCACCUGGCACGGCACGAACUGGUCAUGAAUGCGAUGAUGCUGACUUUACUCAGUCACGAAGCCCGCUGGUCGAAAUGCAGAAGUACAUCAUCCCCUUGUCCGCCUUCAAAAGGUAUGGAGCACUGUCUAUUGACCAGCUGAAAUAUGUGAAGCUCCAUGAAGAUGAGUGCUUGGCUUGA